AUGUUACCAGGUUACGUACUAGUAUGUCGAAUGAAGGAGAAAUACUCCGUAAAGUAAAUACUAGCUUACUUACAGUAGUUAUUUACAAGAGUUAGACAGUAAAUAACUAGUACUCAUGGUACUCAUGGUACUUGGUCGAACAUAGCCGCAGCAGGUCUAUCUAUGUCUUUACGGUUAUUACCGGACGCCGGUCUGUAAAUCGUGGCUGUAGUGUAGGCCAUAAUUAUGGGGUGUGUGUAGCUAGCGAGACAGCAGCAAGAUCUAGAUCGGCAGCACUGGAGAGAUAUCCAGGACGUCUCGGAGACCUGUUUCAAGUUCAACCUCUACAACUCACUGCUGACAGUGCUGUGCUGCAGCGCUGCGAGUGACCAAGCACGCGGCUAUUUCUCGCAGAGCGAAACAACAGAUUCGUCCUGUCACAGGCGGUGUUCAAUAGGCCAUAGGGUCGACCGAGGGGGGCCACUUGCGCCACGGAGUCGAACACAUACUCCAUUGUCUUCCAAUUCUACAAACAACAUGAGCAAGCAGGUACCAAACGUGUAUGCUAAACGACCUCAUCGGGGCGGAACGCCUUUACUGUGCGACGACUUCUUGGCCAAGAGCGAGGAGAUCAUGCAGGAUGUGAAGGGCUAUCUGAAGGAGAGCGAGGAGAAGCAGCUGCGGCGGCGUGAGCGACUGCACCAGCGCUGGGAAGAGGAGCACUUUCGCAAGCACCAGGAACAUGUUGCAUGGCAACUGGCUGGGCCUCGCUAUGAUGUCUUGAAGCAGAGGCGGUCUGCACAUGCAAACCAGUAUCUUGAUGUCACCGACCGGAAGGGGCACGUCUUUCUGGACUCCUACUCGUCAAAGGAUGGCUAUGAUCCCUUUGCGCUCUCUCGCCAGCGGCCACAUACUCUCAAGACCUCUCCCAGAAACUGGAAAACAGACCCGCUUCAGUACGUCGCUACCGAGACAAGCCGUACAAGGAAUAUCCGAACAAGUGAAAUAGAUGCAGCGCCUCACAGCAAGAUGAUGUUCAUCACUCACCCGCAGAAGCCCCUGAAGCCGCUGGGCCGACACGGCACAAGUUGGGACGAGUGGGAUGAGAUGGGCCGAACCUACAUCGACAGCGAUGCACGGCAAUGCAGUCAGCAAAAGAUACUGAACAUUCGCAACACAAGUGGCGACUGUGCCGAUAGCCUAGUUGAUCGGCUACCCGCGCUGCCAUCGACGUGAGUGUUGACGAUACAGUGCACACACACACACACACACACACACACACACACACACACACACUGCACGUAACGUGGUACAUGUACAUGUUAUAUGUGAGACCUGGCCCAAUGGGCAGGUAGCAGCACUCCGGCAGCCAUGUGCAGCUGCACCUCUGGUAUCCGGUAGCAACCAGACGGCAAGUGACGUGUCGCACACACACACACACUGUGUUUGUGCAACAUGCGUGCGUGUGUGUGUGUGCAUGUGCGUGUGUGUGAUCCAUUGUGUUUAACAACAUUGUGGGGCUGCCGUGUCCGGAUGAUCCUCGUCCUGCUGUUGGGAGACUGCGCCAAGCUAGACAAGCUACCGUACACAUGUUGAGACCGUUGAGUAUCCGUGUAUCCGUGGUGGCCCACACUCUAGUCUGGCCACAAGAACAUGUCUCGUAGACAUGACAACAAGAUGAGAUUCAGAAGACACACAUUUUUGUAUCUUAUCUCAUGGAUUUCAUCUCUCUGACAACCGGGUUGUGACCAUGGUGACAAUGGUGCAUGUAGUGUACUGCUACUGCCCUGCACCAUACUUCACCUGAACUCCACCACAAUCAGUAUAUCAUGUAAUGAACUGGCUCAGUGACCCUUUUAACAGUUUUAGAAAUCUGAAAAUACCGCUGAAUGAGAUUGGUCUGAGCUGCUCAGAACCCAUGGAGUGAGCGCACGUGCUGCCGUGCUGGACAUGGCUGGGCCGAGAUCCUAUCAGGAAGUCUUUUGCACGUUGCUUUGCUAUGGGAUCGGCAGUGUACGUGAACGGUCAUAAAUGAACGCCACAAAGCUUGCACUGAGCUGAAGGUAAUUAUUUGCAUGCUUUGUUCCGAAAUUUUGUGGAGUUCUAAACCUGAGCUGCAUCAUCGUCUUGUGCUCGCAAUCCUGCUCUCUGAAGUUAUUUUUCAUCCUCCCGCUGUGGGUGAUUGCAUCUCUGCUGCCUGUAGUAACAACUGCUGGACCAGCUUUUGUUUUCAGAUCCUGAAUGCUGCUCCCGGUUGAUGUUUGAGUGAUAUUCAUUGUGCACACACCACACUGUCUACAAUACAGUGCAGCAUGGCCACAUGCAGCCUUUCCGUGACA
Molecule: messenger RNA, 2318 nt
Organism: Sycon ciliatum
Lineage: Eukaryota; Metazoa; Porifera; Calcarea; Leucosolenida; Sycettidae
Product: protein FAM228B-like
Exons: 7
Coding region: 517-1215 (232 amino acids)
Source: RefSeq, a predicted model, not a curated record